AUUGCACCACAAGUCUUUGGCCAAAUCUCCUCUUUAUAAACAAACAACUACACUAACUCGUAGUCCUCUCCCCUCUUCUCUCAUUUUUGCUCAAGCAUAAGAAAAGAAUAAAAGAAAAUAAAAGCUCGUUUCUCAAACGAAUUUUCUUGGUUCAGUUUUUUUUUUCUUACUCGUUUUGUAAUUGCCGUAAUUAUUCUUGUUUUUAGUUUUCUUUCAAGUUUCAACUAUGGCCACGCAAAUGUUUCAUUUGGCUGGGACUGAAGACUACGCCAAUGAGCCCCACUUUCUUGAAGCUUGUUACCUUUGCAGAAAGCCACUUGGAUAUAACUCAGACAUUUUUAUGUACAGGGGAAAUACUCCAUUCUGUAGCAAAGAAUGCAGACAAGAGCAAAUAGAGUUUGAUGAAGCAAAGGAAAAAAGCUGGAAAAUGAGUAGCAGAUCUCUUAGAAAAUCAGAGACCAAUAAGGAUUCAACUCCCAGUAAAACCUCAAGGACUGGCACUGUUUCUGUAGCCUGAUGAUCUAUACAAACUGUGUAUUUAACAAUAACAAUCUUUGAGCUUUUGGAGGAAAAGUAAAGAAAAAAAAAAAAGAAAUUUUCCCAUGUUGAAAAUGGUCAUUUUGGGUCAUUGGGAUUAAAGGGUGUUGAUCAGUCUGUGAUCUGUAAAGGAGUGUGGAAGGUUUGUAUGGGGCAGACUUAAAAUUUUGAUUUUUAAUCUUUGUUUUUAUUUUGGGUUGGUAUGGAUAGAUCCAUGUUUAUAGAAAGAGAUCUUGGGGGGUUUUGUAUAAUCUUGUAAGAAUGUUUUUCAGUUUACUAUCUGAAAUGAAAUUUUGAGGCAUUUUAAGUCAAGUUCCAUAAAGAGACUUGAUUUAUUUCAUGGUAA
Messenger RNA from Humulus lupulus (European hop), 883 nucleotides. RefSeq names its product FCS-Like Zinc finger 3. The record is from RefSeq and is a predicted model, not a curated record. The transcript is spliced from 2 exons. Bases 227 to 517 code for a protein of 96 amino acids. Lineage: Eukaryota; Viridiplantae; Streptophyta; Magnoliopsida; Rosales; Cannabaceae.